GCUAACAAGUGGUUCAUGUACUUGAAUUCAUAGAUGUGUAAUAAGCUUGUAUUACAUUAUUUUGUUCAUUAUUUUGAAAAGUAAGAACCGGAAAUAGCGUCUAUUUUAUUUUGGUCAGUAUGACAACAGUUUCGUUGUACAGAGUUUGACACCAGUCUUAUCAGUUGCGUGCCUGGCUGUUUCUCUGCCGCCUGCUGAGAGUCAGUAGCUGUUGUAUCGCUUGCCACUACUCGAAUGCAAACUGAGUAACUUUAAGAUAGCUUCGUAACGAUACUGAACACUUUAGGAGUGAAACACAAACUGCUUUCUACUUGUUGCACGUCUCAAUGGACACUGCUCAGAAAAUGAUGUCCGGAUUUUCUCUGGACCUGGGACCCUUGAAAGAACCUCUUGGAUUCAUUCGUGUCCUAGAAUGGGUCUUCACCAUCUUUGCCUUUGCCACCACAGGAGGUUACUCUGGCACAACCCACUUGAAAGUCCCCUGCCCAGGCAAGGAUACGCUGGAUGUAUCAGCUGUGUUUGGCUACCCGUUCAGGUUGCCGGCGUACCCAUAUAAGAUACCGACUUGUAACGGUAGUACAUCCAAUGAGACCUUCCUGCAGGGCGACUUCUCCUCCUCGGCAGAGUUCUUUGUGUGUGUCGGUGUGUUUGGGUUCCUUUAUUGCACCGCCACACUGAUCCUCUACCUGGGCUACCAGAAUGUCUACCGCCAGACCACCCGUGGUCCCAUUGUAGACCUGGUGGUGACUGCUGCUUUUGCCUUCCUCUGGCUUGUGUCCUCCUCUGCCUGGGGCAAAGGCCUGACUGAUGUCAAAUGGGCUACCAACCCAAACCACCUAGUGGAGAUAUGCAAGGACGUCUGUCAGCCAGGAGAGUUUCCUUCCAUGGGCCGCCUCAAUGCCUCUGUGAUAUUUGGCUUUUUGAACUUGAUCCUGUGGGCAGGUAACUGCUGGUUCAUUUACAAGGAGACUCCUUUCCACAAGGAUCCCCUCCCACCAGCCACCAUGGAGGAAGGAGGGGCCCCCGGGCCUUAGCCACAUCACUGACGGUCGUCAAGCAUAGCCCUGCGUCAACAGAGGAAACAUGCCCAACACUGGUCUCUGAUGUUAACCUGCAGAAAUGGAAACAAAAGAACGCUAAUUGUCCUAAAUACCCCCCAUACCUCCCAACACCUAUCAGAGCUAUUUUUUUUUAAGUUGCUCAUCUUCAACUAAAGUAGUCCCCAGUGUCUGACCAACCCCAUGCUCUUUUUUAUUGUUCUUUUCAAAAUCUGUCAUCACUGUAUGUAGGGCAGGGAGAUAAAGAGAAAAUCAAAAAUCACAAUAUUUUUGACCAGUUACCUCAAUACCGAUAUUUAGACUAUUGUAGGGUUGACUAACGGUGCUUUCACAAAAUACCUACAAAAUAGAUUUUUGAUAAGUUACCAUCAGUAAUGUGGAUGUUAUGACGUAUUGGGUAAAGGCAGAUAAUAGAACAGCUCGACCAGUCUGGUAAGUUCAGAGAAUAACAUUACUUUACCGUAAUGUAGCCUUUAAAACCAGGAAAUUACCAUGUUACAACAUACAAAAUCUUGAUAUAAUAUCAGUAUAUUGCCCAGUCCUGUAUGUAUUUGGUGUUGAGAUCAGCAGGCAUAUGAUGCAAUUGCUUCCACAUUAGCACAAUGUCCUCCCUUGAUGUCUCCCCUUCAGGGAGCCACCUAGUGAUGAAAUUGUGAUGUAAGAACCCAGAAUGUCUUCUGGUCUUUCACGAGGGAAAAGGUAAAUGAUUAACAGAAGGUAAAAGUAAACAGCCCUCAUUUCCAAUCAAAGCAGGUGUUCCCCUAAGAAACAAAAUUCAGAAGCAGACUUUUUAGGUGGGAGCAAAUGCACACCUGGGGUUCUCUCUGAUAAAGGCUUGCUCUUCCUCCAUGUAAUCUGGAAGAGAGAGUGUUACAGUGCAGAUUCCAUACUGUAAUUCUAAACAUGUCAGUCACUGUAAUUUCAAUAGAUAAGUCAAUGCUUCUUUUCCUCCAGUCAAAGCAACAGCUGCUGUAUAAUGGGACUAGGGGAUAUGUCCUCUUCUCAAGUCACCAGACCAUCUAACUAUGAAAUAAUUGGCAAGUCCUUCCCCCACCAAUGCUCUAAUCUACUGACAUGCACACACACACACACACACACACACACACACACACACACACACACACACACACACUCAAAUAUGCUUUAUAACCCCACACUUUGAUUUUCUUGAGCUUAAAAAUAAUAUACACUAAGUAAAAAGAUUUAACACUAAGUAUAAAUAAUACACACUAAUUAGAAUAAAUGCACACUGAGUUAAAAAAAAAAAUAUCACACUACAAUCUACUGCACUCCUCUGUCCCUCAAAUGGGGGAGCAGAGACUUUAAGUUUGAAAGUGUCCUUUUGGAUGAUGUUUCAGGAUGGUUGUGACAGUGUCUGUCACAGUCUUGUUUAUUUUCAGCCGGUAUUGAGAACAAGGCAGGUUCUCUACAUGUUUACUCAGUGGAAGUGACUGAUUGAUGUCAGGCCAACCCAUGUUUAGUUCCUGUUUGAUUCAAAUGUUACAUUGACACUACUCUAUAACACUAAGACCCGUUCUUGUUUGAACUCUGUUUUGCAAAAGGUUAUUUAUAUACAGUUCAUAUGUAUUUUAUCUACAUUAAUUGGUCCAUUGCAUAUUUUAAAGAGCAAUGUUGGGUUGUCUGUUAAUUUGCCAAUGCAAAAACUGUCAGUGUGCAGCUUCUCCUUAAUUUUUUUGUAAUGCUGUCAGAUUUGCUGUUAAAUUUGUUGUACCACUGAAUAGCUUUAGGCUUAAUCUUUUGAUGAUAAAUAGUUAAAGUAACAAAAGUGGCAAAUGUGGUUGCCAGGUUUAUGUAAUCUCACUGUAAUGACUCCUGCCCAUAGUUCUGCUCUACAUGUAACUUUACAGUCAAUGCCUUACAUUACAAGGUUUUGUAUUGAACUCCUACAGUGACUGUUGAUGACUCUUUGUCAACUUAUUGAUUAUUUGCAUUGCACUAAGAGAGAUCUAAUUAUCUCUAUGAAGUAACUGUUUUGAGUUAUUGGGCCAUCUGUGCAGCUGUUUUAUUUCACCGCCAUAGCCUCUGUAGGGAAUAAAUGAGGUUCUGUUUGAGUCACUAAAGUAAAGUAAUAUAUUUUCCACAACAUCUUGAAAUUAGACACAUAUUUUUCACAGGAUGCUUUAUCAUUUUUAAAAGAUAAAUCUUUGUUUAAGUAGAGCAGAGUAAUAUGAGGAAUGUUUAUGUAAUGGAUUAUUGAAAUCUGACUUCAUGUAUUUUAUGCCUUGUUUGUGCAAAAGGAAACAAUGGUUUAUCUUUAUUGAUGUGUUAAACAUGAAUGCUCUAACUGCUG
Epinephelus lanceolatus (giant grouper) is the source of this 3369-nucleotide messenger RNA. It is a transcript of the gene sypl2a, whose product is annotated as synaptophysin-like 2a. The record is from RefSeq and is a predicted model, not a curated record. Gene Ontology annotation, cellular component: synaptic vesicle; synaptic vesicle membrane. Lineage: Eukaryota; Metazoa; Chordata; Actinopteri; Perciformes; Serranidae.